AUGGUUUUCUAUCCAGACCCGUCCCUCCCCAAACUACCAGAGAUCACGGAUACGGUGCCGAUAUGCGAUUUCAUGCUCGAUGAACAAUAUGGCCGGCGUCCUUUCGCAGAAUCUUGGGACCCAUACACCUGUGGCUUGUCAGGGAGGAGCAUCUCGGCGAGACAGCAAAGGGAAAAUGUGAAAAGACUGGCCCGCGCACUGGCGAAGGAGUUUGGUUGGAAAGUCAAUGGGGGCACGGAAUACGACAAGGUCGUUGGCGUCUUUGCCUUGAAUACAGUCGACAUCAUGAGCUUGACCUGGGCAAUUCACAGAAUCAAUGGUGUAUCCUCACCCGCCAAUGCAGCGUACAGCGCGGAAGAACUACGACAUCAGCUUACCGACUCCGGCGCCAAAGUCCUCUUCACUGUCAUGCCUUUACUCCAAACCGCACUGGAGGCUGCCGUAAAGGCGGGCAUUCCCAGGAAUAGGGUGUACAUCUGCGAAAUGGCCAACGAUCCUCCUAUUCCUGAAGGGUUCAAGACCGUGGGCCAGCUCAUAAAGGAAGGUGAAUCAUUACCUGAUCUUGAACCCAUCAGAUGGAACAAAGGCCAAGGAGCGAGACAGACUGCGUUCCUCUGCUACUCAGGUGGCACAUCCGGGCUGCCCAAAGGCGUGAUGCUUAGCCACCACGGCGUGAUCACCAACACGGUGCAGCUCUCGAUCUACGACCAAUCCGCUCGCGAUGCAAUUGCCCCGGGCUACCACGAUGUGGUACUUGGUCUGCUCCCGUUCUCGCAUAUAUACGCCCUCAUCCUCAUCUGCCAUGCCUCCACCUACCGCGGUGACCAGGUUAUUGUGCUUCCCAAAUUCGACCUGCAGCAGUACCUGACAUCAAUCGAGAGGUUCAAGAUCAACGGGCUGUACGUUGUCCCUCCUAUAAUCAUCGCCAUGGUCAAGAACCAGCAAUUCGCACAGAAGUUCGACCUAUCUAGCAUCAAUUCGAUAUACACAGCCGCUGCGCCACUAAGCCAGGAAAUCGCAGAGGAACUGGCUAUCCAGUACCCUAAUAUAGCCAUCCGCCAGGGAUAUGGUCUUACCGAAACGUGUACGGUGGUAUGGUCGACGUCGGGGAUUGAUAUCUGGCUCGGCUCAUCUGGCUGCCUACUUCCCGGCUUCGAGGCGAAAAUUAUGGAUAUUGAGGGGAACGAAAUCACGGGGUAUAACCAAAGAGGCGAACUCCUCGUCAAAGCGCCGAACCUUGCGUUAGGGUAUCUAAAAAAUGAGAGGGCCACGCGGGAAACUUUUAUCACCCUGCCAGAAGGUAGAUUCAUGCGGACAGGUGAUGAGGUUGAGAUUCGCAAGUCGCCCAAGACGGGUCGUGAGCAUAUCUGGAUCGUGGAUCGGAUAAAGGAGAUGAUCAAAGUCAAGGGGCUCCAAGUACCUCCCGCAGAACUGGAGGCGUGUCUCCUCAGCCACCCUGCCGUGCUGGAUUGCGCUGUCAUUCCAGUCCACGAUGAGCGAGCUGGUGAAGUGCCCAAGGCUUUUAUUGUCAAGUCUGCCUCUGCAAAGCAGGUGAGCGACGCCGCGCUCAAACAAAACAUUGCCAAGUACGUGGAGAAGGAGAAAGCGAGGCAUAAAUGGCUUGCUGGAGGUAUUGAGUUUACUGAUGCCAUUCCCAAGAGUCCUGCGGGCAAGAUUCUCAGGCGGUUAUUGAGAGAUCAGGAGAGGGAGGCCAGGAUGAAGGCUAGCGCAAGACUGUAA
Molecule: messenger RNA, 1740 nt
Organism: Fonsecaea multimorphosa CBS 102226
Lineage: Eukaryota; Fungi; Ascomycota; Eurotiomycetes; Chaetothyriales; Herpotrichiellaceae
Exons: 3
Coding region: 1-1740 (579 amino acids)
Molecular function (GO): CoA-ligase activity
Source: RefSeq, a predicted model, not a curated record